This is a messenger RNA of Polyodon spathula (Mississippi paddlefish), 1242 nucleotides long. RefSeq names its product forkhead box G1c (gene foxg1c). Lineage: Eukaryota; Metazoa; Chordata; Actinopteri; Acipenseriformes; Polyodontidae. The transcript has a single exon. Gene Ontology annotation, biological process: regulation of transcription by RNA polymerase II. Gene Ontology annotation, molecular function: DNA-binding transcription factor activity; sequence-specific double-stranded DNA binding. The coding region runs from base 1 to 1242 and encodes 413 amino acids. Gene Ontology annotation, cellular component: nucleus. The record is from RefSeq and is a predicted model, not a curated record.
AUGGAACGCUUGAAAGAGGCCCCCGGGACUGUCCGCACGUCUUCAUUCAGCAUCAAGAGUCUCUUGCAAGAGGGGGCGGGGAGUGGCUGCGGAGCCCCUGACAGCGGGGCGCACGGCGAUACUUCCAGGGCACUGGAGACCCAGCGCACAGGCAGCCCUCAAGCGGGGGGUGUCGAGAGGGACAAUAUUAAUAACAGCAAUAAUAAAAUUAAUAAUGAGGAUGAAGAGGAAGAGCGAGGAGGAGACGAGAAGACCAAAGGGUUGGACCAGGACAGAGCGGGAGAGAAGGCAGCCAAGUGUGACAAACCCCCGUUCAGCUAUAACGCGCUGAUCAUGAUGGCGAUACGCCAGAGCCCGGAGAAGCGCCUGACUCUCAACGGCAUCUACCAGUUCAUCGUGCAGAAUUUCCCCUACUACAAGGAGAACAAGCAGGGCUGGCAGAACUCCAUCCGCCACAACCUCAGUCUCAACAAGUGCUUCCUCAAGGUGCCGCGCCACUACGACGAUCCUGGGAAGGGCAACUACUGGAUGCUGGACCCCUCCAGCGACGACGUUUUCAUCGGCGGCACCACUGGAAAACUCCGCCGGCGCUCAACCUCCUCCUCCCGAGCCAAGCUCGCUUUCAAGCAGGGGAACAGGCUGUCGUCCUCCGCUGCUGCUGCCGCCGCUGGCCUGGCCUUCGCGGGGUCCCUUUACUGGCCGGUCCCGCCUUUCCUGUCCGUUCAGCAGCCUCACCCUCACCACCACCCCGGCUCCACUCUCGGAUACAGCUCGUCCUACUUCGGACACCCGAGCUCCUACGCCACCUCGAUUCUGUCCCAGACUUCACACCAGCUUAGCGCCACAGCCGCCGGGGUGGACCGGCUACUGCAAGGCGCGGCCGAGUCUUCUUAUACGGGUACCGCUGGGGGGAGCCACCACCGUCACCAGGUCGCCGCCGCCGCCUCGUUCGCCGCGUCCUCGCUGCCUUGCGGUCUGUCGCUGCCCACCUCCAUGACCCCGUGUUCGUUCAACCUCCUGGCGGCCGGGCAGGCCAGUUAUUUCUUCUCUCACCACGUCCCACACCACCCAGCCGUGCAGGGGACACAGCCCCCGCCUGCCCCUCUCCAGUCCUCGCCUCCGAAGGGCUCCCCGGUGGAACAGCACCUGCAUUGCUGGAGCGGGUCGAGCACAGCCGGUGACUUCCCGGGUUGCUUCACACAAAAUCACCAGACCAGCUCGAUAAACUCGCUUUUGCACUGA